UAAUUCCCCUAAAACCAUGAAACAUUAGACAUGUUUAAAGUUUUCUACUGUAAUACGCUGUUUGUUUAACAUUACAUAACAUUAUGAUAAUGUGUAACAAUAAUAAUUUAUGUAAAGAGAACGCAAUUAGAUAAGGAUAAGAAAAUAUUCACAGCGCACUAUAAAACUUUGUCACAACAACACAAUAGUGGCAGUUUAAAACCGGGAUUCGUUCCGAUCGCAUUUAUUAAAACUCAUAAGAUUCAAAUCGCUUUUUCCUAUCUACAAACAGUCGACUGUUGACCUACAGUAGUGAUUAAAGUGGCCUUCAGGAUUGAAAUAGUUGAAUUGAAUACAUGAUCUGCUAGUUCACUUGUUUCUGUGCAGUACAAAAGUGUGUCACGCGCCCAUAAAAAAUUGUUUAAGUGUCAUCUAGUUUCUAUUUACAAAAAUGGCAUCGACAUCCCAACUCCCAAGUUUAGAUAAACUGAUUAUGAGUUCUCUUUCGGAAAAAGAAUUGCAAGAAUAUAAUAGGAUUCACUAUGGGCGAAUUGACCAUAAUGUAAUUGAAUUAAGUAGGAGUUCUGCUGAACUUGCAGCUAAAAAUGGGUUUGAAGUUGCAGCAUAUGAUUUUCCUACAAAGAAGGAAGAAAUUCGGUCACCUCGUAUUGUAAAAAUUGGCGUUAUCCAGCACUCUAUCGCUAUUGCCACCAAUAAACCUGUUGCAGAACAAAGGCAAGCCAUUUUUGAUAAAAUACGGAAUAUUAUUGAGUCUGCAGCCAAUGAAGGUGUGAACGUAAUAUGCUUACAAGAAGCUUGGAGUAUGCCAUUUGCCUUUUGCACUCGAGAAAAGCAACCAUGGUGUGAAUUCGCGGAAUCUGCCUUGGAUGGUCCUAGUAGUAACUUUCUGAAAGACUUGGCUCUAAAAUAUGGCAUGGUAAUUAUAUCUCCCAUUUUAGAAAGAGAUGAUAUACAUGGUGAUACUAUUUGGAACACUGCUGUGAUUAUAAAUGAGUUGGGAAAAGUUGUAGGAAAGCAUAGAAAGAAUCACAUACCUCGUGUAGGCGAUUUCAAUGAGUCAACUUAUUAUUUUGAAGGAAACACUGGUCAUCCAGUCUUUGAAACAAAGUUUGGUAAAAUAGCUGUUAAUAUUUGCUAUGGUCGUCAUCACCCAUUGAACUGGUUGAUGUUUGGCAUUAACGGAGCUGAGAUAGUUUUUAAUCCUUCAGCAACUGUUCAUGGUUUAAGUGAACAUCUUUGGGCGGUUGAAGCCCGCAACGCUGCUAUAGCUAAUAGUUAUUUUACUUGUGCUAUAAAUAGAGUGGGAACUGAGUCAUUCCCGAAUGAAUUUACUUCAGGGGAUGGGAAACCAGCUCAUAAAGAUUUUGGCCACUUUUAUGGAUCGAGUUAUAUCACUGCUCCUGAUGGAACGAGGACACCUGGACUUUCGAGAAUCAAAGAUGGCUUACUCAUUGCACGAAUUGAUUUGAACCUUUGCCGUCAAAUCAAAGAUAAAUGGGCAUUUACUAUGACUCAAAGAUUAGACAUGUAUGCGGAUAGCCUUAAUAAAGCUAUAAAACAUGAUUAUGAACCUCAAGUAAUCAGAAACAAAGAAAAAUAAACAUAAAUUGUACAGCCCCCUGGACAAAAUGACAAAACGUAACAGUUGUAAUUUCUAAAUCCAAUCUCUCCGGUAUUUUUUGUAUGUAGUUUAUUUGACUCCGUAAAGGAAUUUAGAUAUUACAGUUAUCGUUUUGCCACCUAAGGGUGUAAGAUCGAUGAAUUUAAUUUAAAUCUUAUUUUCAUAGAAAAUGUUUUUUAGUUGGUGACUAACGCUUACAGGUGUUUAAGGGUUAUCUACUUAAUGUAGGUUAAACUUUUUAUAAUGUUGUUAUUUAUAACAAGAGAUAUUUACGAAAUGUUGUUUAUUAAUUAAAUUUUAAUAUUACUUAUUUUCAGAAAAUUAUUAUUUUUAUCAGUUACGUUUACUUUUGCCCAUUAUAUAGAGAUUGUUUUGACUACUUUUUAUAGUCUACAAUUUAAACUUCCGGUUCCGUUUCGUUUGAAAAAGAACGAUCGUAAAUGCAAUCAAUGUGGACUAGACUUUACAUUUUGGACAUUGUGGUGGAUUCACUCUCAUUCACUCCCGGUCCGGGAGUCCCGGAAGUCCAAGGGCCAAUGUACCCAAUAAUAAUCCAACCAAAUACAGUGCCACAGUUCCAGCUAUCCAUUUCAGUUUUUUCAUAAUGCACAAUCUUUAUGAAACUGUGUAAAAUAAAAUAAAUAAGAUGUGACAACUUGAAACAAUUUAACGGAUGCUAAUUUUUGGCAACUUUAAUAAAAUGUAGUAUGCUACACACUUAUGCAUGUACUUACCCAUCUACGUCAUAAUAAAAUAAAAUUAAUAAUAUAGUUUAUAUAAAAUAUCCAAUAAAAACAAUCAUGCUAUUUGCUUUACCAUUAUGAUAGGGUAGAUACAAGAGCCGAGGAAGCAACGGAAGAUUCAAAGAAAUUCCAUAAUCUUAAUUUUAAAAUAUCUUUUUAUUUAUUAUUUUUAUAAUUUCCAAUUUUAGUUUUAAGAUCUAAACUACUUUUAUUAAAUUUGUUCUCUGAA
Molecule: messenger RNA, 2593 nt
Organism: Ostrinia nubilalis (European corn borer)
Lineage: Eukaryota; Metazoa; Arthropoda; Insecta; Lepidoptera; Crambidae
Product: beta-ureidopropionase-like
Exons: 1
Coding region: 431-1600 (389 amino acids)
Molecular function (GO): beta-ureidopropionase activity
Source: RefSeq, a predicted model, not a curated record